Erpetoichthys calabaricus (reedfish) is the source of this 1398-nucleotide messenger RNA. RefSeq names its product WASP like actin nucleation promoting factor a (gene wasla). The transcript has 6 exons. Bases 48 to 1115 code for a protein of 355 amino acids. Lineage: Eukaryota; Metazoa; Chordata; Cladistia; Polypteriformes; Polypteridae. The record is from RefSeq and is a predicted model, not a curated record. Gene Ontology annotation, biological process: actin filament organization. Gene Ontology annotation, cellular component: endoplasmic reticulum membrane; cytoplasm; nucleus. Gene Ontology annotation, molecular function: actin binding; microtubule binding.
UUUGUUUUUUGCUGUCUUUUUUUCUGCUUGUAGGUCCAUCACUACCAAUGGCAACUGUUGACAUUAAAAAUCCAGAAAUUACAAAUAUGAGGUAUAACCAUUCUCAAGUCAACAAUAUAAUGCAUAGCCAUAAAAAAGAGAAGAUAAAAGGAAAAGGUAAAAGGAAAAAGUUAACAAAAGCGGACAUUGGCACUCCCAGUAACUUCCAGCAUAUUGGUCAUGUUGGUUGGGAUCCAAACACAGGCUUUGACGUUAACAAUUUGGACCCUGAACUGAAAAAUCUGUUUGAUUUAUGUGGAAUUUCUGAGGCUCAGCUGAAAGACAAAGAAACGUCAAAAGCUAUUUAUGAUUUUAUAGAAAAGAAAGGAGGCGUAGAAGCUGUGAAAAAUGAGCUGCGAAGACAAGCACCUCCACCACCUCCUUCACGAGGUGGUGUCCCUCCCCCUCCUCCCCCUCCACAUUCUUCAGGACCACCACCACCACCUCCCCCUGCAAGAGGCAGAGGUGUUCCACCACCUCCCCCUUCCAGAGCACCAAAUGUAGCACCACCACCUCCACCUCCUUCCAGACCAGGAACAGGAGCUCCACCUCCACCCCCACCCCCUACAAGAGGCCAUCUUCCACCUCCACCACCACCAAAUCCUUGCUCCUUUGUUUCUUCUGGUCCCCCACCCCCACCACCUCCUCCUUCCUCUGGUCCAGCAGGAACAGGUCUGAGUGGACCACCUCCCCCUCCUCCUCCUCCACCUGCUGGUCCUCCUCCACCUCCUGUGCCGGGUAUGGACAAUGACAUCAUUUCUCCAUUGGGAAACAAAUCUGCUCUAUUGGAUCAAAUCAAGGAAGGGACACAGCUCAGAAAAGUAGAACAGAACAACAGGCCUGCAUCCAGUACAGGAAGAGAUGCACUCUUAGAGCAGAUAAGGCAGGGCAUUCAGCUAAAGACAGUAACUGAUGGUCCAGAGUCUGCUCCUUCUACUCCAGGCCCCACAGCAGGAAUUGUAGGAGCAUUAAUGGAAGUAAUGCAGAAAAGGAAUAAAGCCAUUCACUCUUCAGAUGAAGAUGAAGAUGAAGAUGAUGAGGAAGAUUUUGAAGAUGAUGAUGAGUGGGAGGACUAGAUACUCAAAGCAGAAGAAUCUCCACAAAAAUAGACCUUACACUUGUUAAAAUUAUAAUGUACAUUUUUUCUCAAUUUGCUGUAUAUUUUUGUUGCCUUUUUGCUUUUCUGUUAAUCUGUGCAAUACCUCAUUUAAUCUGUAAAGGUUUGUCAUUUUAUGUAAAGUUACUCUUUAUUAAUUUGUGCAAUUUUCCUUCACAACAAAUACACUUGUAGGUUUGAAUGUUAUUUACUUUGAUGAAGUUAUGAGAAUGAAAAGCAUUGAUUAAACUUACAGAGAGUAA